AUGAACGUGACAGAGUUGAAUCUCUCGGAUCCCUGUGCGUAUUUCUCCUGUCCAGGGAGAUCUGUGUCUCUUGCAGUUUAUAUCUUACUGUAUGUGUGUGGAGCUGCUGUGAUUCUUCUAACAGUGUGUGGAAAUCUGCUCGUCAUCAUCUCUGUUCUUCACUUCAAGCAGCUUCACACUCCGACUAACACACUGGUUCUCUCUCUGGCCGUGUCGGAUUUUUUUAUUGGCGCAUUAAUGCUACCAGCAUUGUUGAUGUGGACGAUCGAGUCAUGUUGGAUAUUAGGGAGAGUUCUGUGCACCUGUGUGUGGUUAAUUGCUGGAGUUCUCAUGAGCCUGUCCAUCUACACUGUUGCUCUGAUCGCAGUGGAUCGUUAUUUGGCUCUCUCAAACCCAUUUGUCUACACGGACAAAAUCUCUUGGAGGACCAUGUGUGCUGUGGUUUAUGCAAACUGGUGUUUGUGUGUGGCAUGUAAUGUAACAUUUUAUUAUUUUAAUGGAAACUUCACAGAUUUUUUAAUUUGUCCUGGACAGUGCUAUUACUUUGUAAAAGAUUUUUGGUCUGCACUAGAUCUUGCAUACUCAUUUAUAUUUCCACUUUCUGUCAUAAUCAUAUUAUAUACUCGGGUUUUUCUGAUCGCUAAGAAACACGCCACUGCUAUCAGAGAGCUUAAUAAUCACACACGACCUCAAACACAGAAAAUCACCUCCCACUCCAUGAAAUCUGAGAGAAAAGCAGCCAAAAUCCUCGGCAUUUUAGUGGCCGUGUUUCUGCUCUGUUUACUUCCGUAUUUCCUUUGCAGUAUAUUAGGAUAUCUUAUUACGCUACCAGUAGGAACAUUUCGUAGGGUCAUGAUCUUGGUUUUUCUUAAUUCCACUCUUAAUCCAUUUAUUUACGCUCUGUUUUACCCGUGGUUCAGGAAGUGCAGUAAAUUAAUUGUAACUCUGCAAAUAUUCCAGCCGGACUCUGCAUUGAUAAAUAUUCUUUCAUAA
Silurus meridionalis is the source of this 993-nucleotide messenger RNA. Its product is annotated as trace amine-associated receptor 13c-like. Gene Ontology annotation, biological process: G protein-coupled receptor signaling pathway. The record is from RefSeq and is a predicted model, not a curated record. The transcript has a single exon. Bases 1 to 993 code for a protein of 330 amino acids. Lineage: Eukaryota; Metazoa; Chordata; Actinopteri; Siluriformes; Siluridae. Gene Ontology annotation, molecular function: trace-amine receptor activity. Gene Ontology annotation, cellular component: membrane.